This is a messenger RNA of Pedinophyceae sp. YPF-701, 369 nucleotides long. The record is from the annotation of a GenBank genome assembly. NCBI's taxonomy places the organism in Eukaryota, Viridiplantae, Chlorophyta, Pedinophyceae.
AUGCGGUUCGGCAAGGCCUCUUUCAACGGUUCGAUGUUCGGGAAGCUCUUCCCCGUGGACACCUGGGUCCUGGCGGUGUGCCUCGGCGGCGCCAUCACGAUGUCGACCUACCAGAUGUUCCUCCACGCCCGGUACGACCCUGACAUCGUCUGGCACCAGAACGACCGCGACGCGGACGGAUCCGGCACUGACAAGGUCCUCGCCGCGCGAUCGGACGCGUACGAGAAGCAGCAGGAGUCGAACACGUACCGCUCGAACGUGUUCCGUCGCUUCGCGGAGCUCCGCAAGUCGUCGACCAUCAACCCUGCCACUGGCCGCUCGUCCUGGAGCACCAACAUGUGGCCCAGCAACGUCUCGAUGCAGCACUAG